AUGGAUACCACACAAGAGACGCCUAUGCUGUUUCCCAUCAGUCCGAUAGUCUCUUACCUACGCCGAUUGAAGGAAACCAAGCCAGGACUUCCCCACGGCCACCCGAUAUGUGUCUCAGCGUCUCCUGCGAUAUCAACGACCGCGGCGUUAGUUCGGCUGGCCAACCAAGUUGGGCCGCACAUAGCUGUCUUCCAGGUUCAAGCUGAUAUAAUUGAUGAUUGGAGCGCCAAUACAGCACAGCAACUCACCUCGCUAGCUAAGAAAUAUGGGUUUCUAUUGUGGGAAGGGAGGUAUUUAGUGGUUGGUCAAGACUUGGCAGGCUUAUCGCCAUCAGAGGCCAGGUUACAAAGGCGGGAUCAAGUGGAAACAGUGAAAAGGCAAUAUACUAGAGGGGUGGUGAGCAUCGCGUCGUGGGCAAGUCUAGCAACCUUCUGGCCAUGUAGCGCCCCGGCUCGCGAGCAAGAAAGUGACAUAGUUAUAUCGGCCUUGAGGAGUGGAGCGCGCGAAACCGUAACAAAGAUUGCCCAGGUCAUCCGAACAGAGAUAACUGCUGAAAAGAACUUAGCCGGGGAAGAAAAUACUGAAGAGAGUGUUGCUAUUGAGUCAACGCUAUUGCUGCCUAUUGAGCUUUCUAGCAAUACUUUGGAGCUACCUACGCGGCGCAUUUCUACUAUUUCACUUACUCAUUCUAUAGUUCAGCGAUCAGAACCAUCACCGACAUUUCUUGCAACUGAUGCAAACCGGAGUGAAAGCGAAUCUUUAGACCAAGACGCACAGUGGCUAAAACCGCCAUCUCAAUUCCCGGUACUCUCGAGAGGUCUACUUUUAGGGUUGCCGCGUCAAGGCCGUGAUGCGUUCUCUGCUGCCUGGUAUAGAGAUAGCUGCCUAGCUGCCGGUCGAGCCAAUCGCGACUUCAUUGUGGGAUUCUAUUGUCUUGAUUCUUGGCUUGAGGUGUCGCGAUGGCAUGAUGUUCUACAGCCCAGGCAGACCGAGGAUAAAGAAGAAACCUCCGCAACUGUGGCGACUUUUGACGAGAGGGAUCGAUUAUUUGUUAUAUUCUCGCGUCUUCCCUAUGAUACUUGGCGGAUCCGCGCCAUGCACCUGAACCCUGUGAAUGACGAAGAAGAAGAACUAGCAGAUCCAGACGGCCCGAACACCGAGGCGAGACUGCUGCAUAUUAUUAUGGAACAGGCUAUUAAUUCCAUUAAGGAAGCAGAAGAUGGCGAUGGUAGUCCAAAAUCCGUCGAUCCAGGACUGCUACAUGUUCCAAUUAUUACUCUUGGGUGA
Messenger RNA from Talaromyces proteolyticus, 1287 nucleotides. RefSeq lists its product as uncharacterized. The transcript has a single exon. Gene Ontology annotation, molecular function: orotate phosphoribosyltransferase activity. Gene Ontology annotation, biological process: UMP biosynthetic process; pyrimidine nucleobase biosynthetic process. NCBI's taxonomy places the organism in Eukaryota, Fungi, Ascomycota, Eurotiomycetes, Eurotiales, Trichocomaceae. The record is from RefSeq and is a predicted model, not a curated record. Bases 1 to 1287 code for a protein of 428 amino acids.